AUGGACGGCGGUGACCGUCGGCGUUCGCAAUAUGGACAGCCAUACCAGACGCCGGCGCAGUCGCGGUCUCUGCCAGGACAGUCGGCUGGGGCGCCCACCAGUGACAGGUAUUCGCAACCGUCGACACCAGCGAGGAGCGAUAUUGGCAGGUCUCCGAUAACGCGACCCUAUCUCCCUGGAUAUCCCGGUUAUGGGUAUGCGGAGCAGCAGUACGGCAGCUCGCAGAUGCAGGGCAGUAGUCCGAUGCAAGGGAUCGAAAUGCAGUAUUCACCAGCCUAUCUUCAAGACCCCUCCAGACAGCAACCAGUGCAAGCAUCACCCUCACAACAGCAACAGUCGCAAUAUGCCCAAUAUACGCCAGGGGCGAUGCUUCCCCCGGCUGCGCCUCAAUCUCUCUACGACAGUAUCCCGUUUCAACAGCGGCAGACCGCGAUUGAGGUGAUGGCGAGUCAAUUUGCGGUUCCACAAUAUAUGCCUUCCAGCGAACAGACUGGUUCCUCACACUAUUUGACAUCGCAAGCAGAAGCGAGCGGUUAUACACCGGUGGCCGUGACCCGGCCUUCGUUGCCACAAACCUACGGCACCGGGGCGGUAGACUUCUCCGGAUUGGAACAACAACAACAACAACAACAACAAGAUGCCGCAGAAGCGAGCGGUCAGGCUGUCACUCAGACGGCUCUUGACGAGAGUCUUAGGGAGUAUCAGCAGCAGCUCAGGUCCAUCUAUGAUGCCAUCAUCGCAGGGAGGGUUACGGAAGCCAGCGAGAAACUGUUGGCGGUAUCUCGCUGGCUAGUCAGCUCUGUCACUACCCUAGGACUACAUCACGAUGACGAGGCCAGGCAUGCAGAGCGACUUGAAGUUUGGAGGGAGUUCAAUCUCGCAUGGGAGGCGCUUGGGCAGAAGCAGAAGGAUAUCACCGAAGAAGCGCUGAGGACAGCCCGGUCACCCAGCGAUAUCCUUUCAGUCGACAUCAUCACCAGCCUGAUGGAUGAUUUGGUUGGAAUGUGUGAUCAACUUGAGCAAUAUGGUCUUGUCGACUACGAAAUGGGCAUCUGGGAAGAACAGAUCACACACAUCUUUACUGUGUGCCUUGAUCUUCUGUCCCGCAAUGAGACACCGACUCAAAUGGGCCUGGCUCAAGCUGGACCAAGCUGA
Capronia coronata CBS 617.96 is the source of this 1155-nucleotide messenger RNA. RefSeq lists its product as uncharacterized. The transcript has 2 exons. Lineage: Eukaryota; Fungi; Ascomycota; Eurotiomycetes; Chaetothyriales; Herpotrichiellaceae. The record is from RefSeq and is a predicted model, not a curated record. The coding region runs from base 1 to 1155 and encodes 384 amino acids.